Molecule: messenger RNA, 2458 nt
Organism: Patella vulgata (common limpet)
Lineage: Eukaryota; Metazoa; Mollusca; Gastropoda; Patellidae
Product: ATP-dependent DNA helicase Q1
Exons: 12
Coding region: 81-2456 (791 amino acids)
Biological process (GO): double-strand break repair via homologous recombination
Cellular component (GO): cytoplasm; chromosome
Molecular function (GO): ATP binding; nucleic acid binding; 3'-5' DNA helicase activity
Source: RefSeq, a predicted model, not a curated record
UUUCAAGAUGUCAGCCCCCAUGAAAAUAAAGCCAACGUAAAUAUUGAUAUAAAUUUGCACGAUUUUUCAAUAAACACAGAAUGGAUGCAUAUCGAGAAAAUUUAAGGAAAGUAAAAGAAGAAUUGACUGAAGUAGAAGUUUUAUUACAAGAUUUAUUAGAUAGACAGUCAUCUUUAUUACAGCAAAAAGACUCACUAGAAAAAAUACUGCGUGAACAUAGUGAAUCUUCUAAACAAGAUACAGCUACAGACUGGAAUAAAAAUGAUUUUUCUUGGUCUUCUGAUUUAGACAAUAAACUGAAAUCUGUGUUUAAAUUAGACAAAUUGCGUGCCAUGCAGCUGCAGACUAUGAAUGUUACUUUAUCUGGUAAAGAUUGUAUGUUAAUAAUGCCGACAGGUGGCGGCAAGAGUCUGUGUUUUCAACUUCCAGCAGUUGUAUCUAAAGGCAUAACUCUAGUUGUGUCACCGUUGAUUUCCCUAAUGGAGGAUCAGCUCAUGGCGCUGGAGGCCUUAGACAUCCAUGCCACAACUCUCAAUUCAUCUACCACUACUGCCGAAGCUAAAAGCAUCUUCGAUGCCAUGACCAAUCCUAAAGCCACGUUAAAACUGUUGUAUGUUACACCAGAGAAAUUAGCCAAGAGUAAAAGAUUUAUGAAUAAAUUAGAAAAAAUGUAUCAAGUGGGAAGGUUCGCUAGACUUGUUAUAGAUGAAGUACAUUGUUGUUCUCAGUGGGGACAUGAUUUCAGACCAGAUUAUAAAUUUUUGGGAAUCAUGAAACGUCAAUUUCCUGAAGUACCAAUACUGGGUUUAACUGCUACAGCGACUGUCAAUGUAUUAGAGGAUGUUAAAAAGAUAUUAAAUAUACCAAAAUGUCAGCUGUUCCGAGCUUCCUUUAACCGUCCAAAUCUUUAUUAUCAGGUUCGACCAAAGCCAGCCACACAAGUUGAAGCUUUAGACGAAAUUCAGAAAAUUAUUCAAAGUCGGUUCAAUGGUCAAUCAGGUAUUGUAUAUUGUUUCUCAAGAAAAGAUUCUGAAGAAGUGACGUCGGGGUUGCAGAAACGUGGUAUACGAUCUGGAUGUUAUCAUGCCAAUUUGUCAUCACAGGAAAGAAGUAGAAUACAUCAUAUGUGGAGUACUGGACAAGUUCUGGUUGUAGUGGCUACAAUAGCGUUUGGAAUGGGUAUUGAUAAACCUAAUGUUAGGUUCGUUAUUCAUCACUCAAUCAGUAAAUCUAUGGAAAAUCUUUAUCAAGAGAGUGGGCGUGCCGGUAGAGAUGAACAGAAAUCAGAGUGUAUUGUAUUUUAUCGUUUAGCUGAUAUAUUUAGACAGAGUACAAUGGUCUUUACUGAACAGACAGGGUUAAAAUGUUUAUAUGGUAUAUUAGCGUAUUGUCUAGAUUCUAAAAGGUGUAGACGGUCGAUGAUAGCUCAACAUUUUGGAGAAUCGUGGGACGCCAGUCAAUGUGAUGGCAUGUGUGACCACUGUGAUCUUAACUCAAUAUAUACAUCCACUACUAUUGACAUUACGAAUCACUGUAAAAAUGUUCUGGCUAUAUUAAAACAAGCCAGCGAAACAGAUCAACGAGUCACUGCCUUGAAACUUGUGGACUCCUGGUUUGGCAAGGGUCAAGCCUCGCUAAAAGUGAAGGACAUUAAAGUGACAACUAUAUCUAAGGAGAAAGCUGAUAUUAUUAUAGGGUAUAUGUUACUAAAUGGAUAUUUAAAGGAAGAUUUCCACUUUACAGCAUACACUACAAUUAGUUAUAUAUUACCAGGUCCCAAGGCAAAUUUACUGUUGAAUGGAAAUCGUCAGAUCUCCUUUGAUUUCAAAGUAAAGGCAUUGGGUGCAACAAAAACACCCAAAUCAUCUCAGGCAUCCACAAAAACACCCAAAUCAUCCAAAGAAUCCCCAAAAACACAUUUGUCAUCCAAUUCAACCAUGUCACAAAAACUAUCUAAAGAAUCAACUUCCAAGCAAACACUCAAUUCGUCAGCAACCAUUACUUCCUCAAGCCACAACAAUGGUAAUCUUGGAAAUGUUAAAUCGGGUAAAACAGAUCUAGAGACACUGAAUAAAAAACCUAAAUUAGUUGUCAUCAACAGAGAGAAUUCCCAGCUCAGUUCCUUUACAACUGAUCAUGUGUCACCUAACAAAACAAAGAGCAACAACUCUAAGAGCUUUCAUUCUAAGGGAAAUAACUCUAAGAUUAAGAAGCGAAAGCCUGUGAUUAGUGAUAGUGACAGUGAUGGUUUAGACUUCGGCGAAUUAAGUCCACCUAAAAAGAAAGCUUUUAAAAAUGAAAGAUCGAAAAAUAAACCUAAUUCACAAGAUGAGAAGAUUGUUAAGGGAAGUAACUCUGUUUCAAAACAAGUGGAAACUGGUGGUUUAAGUGUUAAUGGUUCAACAGACAGUGUUCCUAUAUGUAUUGGAAAUUCAGAUUCAGACUUUGAUACAUAAAA